Messenger RNA from Tinamus guttatus (white-throated tinamou), 1815 nucleotides. Lineage: Eukaryota; Metazoa; Chordata; Aves; Tinamiformes; Tinamidae. The record is from RefSeq and is a predicted model, not a curated record.
AUGCGGGGCCGCCCCGCGGCGCGCGCUUCUCCACACGGCGGGGGCCCGGGGGAAAGCGCCCUGAGUGCGCGUUGUGUAGCAGAUUCUGAGGUCUUGGACUCUUCUUUGUCCUUGCAGGAGGAUGCUCGUGACUUGGAUGCCUAUACACUGGCUAAAUCUUACUUCGAUCUGAAGGAAUAUGACAGGGCUGCGUAUUUUCUGCGGGGCUGCAAGAGCCAGAAGGCUUACUUCUUGUAUAUGUACUCUAGGUACCUGUCGGGAGAAAAGAAGAAAGAUGAUGAAACAGUGGAUAGUUUGGGACCUCUGGAAAAAGGGCAGGUGAAAAACGAAGCUCUACGAGAAUUAAGAGUAGAGCUUAGUAAGAAACACAAAGCACGAGAACUGGACGGAUUUGGCCUUUAUUUGUAUGGUGUUGUGCUGCGGAAGCUGGAUCUGGUGAAAGAAGCCAUAGAUGUAUUUGUGGAAGCUGCUCACGUCUUACCUUUGCACUGGGGAGCCUGGCUCGAGCUUUGCAACUUGAUCACAGAUAAAGAGAUGUUGAAGUUCCUGUCCUUACCAGAUACAUGGAUGAAAGAGUUCUUUCUUGCGCACAUUUAUACAGAGCUGCAGCUGAUAGAGGAGGCUUUGCAGAAGUAUCAGAGUCUCAUUGAUGCAGGAUUUUCUAAAAGCACUUACAUCAUCUCUCAGAUUGCAGUUGCCUACCACAACAUCCGAGAUAUUGACAAAGCUUUAUCCAUCUUUAAUGAGCUAAGAAAACAAGACCCUUACAGAAUAGAAAACAUGGACACUUUCUCCAACUUGCUGUAUGUUAGGAGCAUGAAGCCUGAAUUAAGCUACCUCGCUCACAAUCUCUGUGAGAUAGACAAGUAUCGUGUUGAGACCUGCUGUGUAAUUGGAAAUUAUUAUAGCUUACGCUCUCAGCAUGAAAAAGCAGCACUUUAUUUCCAGAGAGCCUUGAAACUAAAUCCUCGAUAUCUGGGAGCCUGGACACUUAUGGGACAUGAGUAUAUGGAAAUGAAGAACACAUCUGCAGCUAUUCAAGCUUAUAGACAUGCAAUAGAGGUGAACAAAAGGGACUACAGAGCAUGGUAUGGCUUGGGGCAAACCUAUGAAAUCCUCAAAAUGCCGUUUUACUGUCUCUAUUACUACCGACGGGCCCACCAGCUCAGACCCAAUGAUUCCCGUAUGCUAGUUGCUCUAGGAGAAUGCUAUGAGAAACUCAACCAGUUGGUGGAAGCCAAAAAGUGCUAUUGGAGAGCCUAUGCUGUUGGUGAUGUGGAGAAAAUGGCAUUGGUGAAACUGGCAAAGCUGCAUGAACAGCUGAAUGAAUCUGAACAGGCUGCUCAGUGCUAUAUCAAAUACAUCCAGGAUAUCUAUUCCUGUGGGGAGAUAGUAGAGCACCUGGAGGUCAGUACUGCGUUCCGUUACCUGGCCCAGUACUACUUCAAGUGUAAACUCUGGGAUGAAGCCUCAGCCUGUGCUCAGAAAUGCUGUGCAUUCAAUGAUACUAGAGAAGAAGGGAAGGCUCUGCUGCGGCAGAUUUUACAACUUCGCAACCAAGGAGAAACUUCGUCCACGGAAAUCGCUACUCCCUUUUUCCUUCCUGCUUCACUGUCAGCCAACAACACUCCCACACGUCGUGUGUCUCCACUCAAUCUGUCUUCUGUUACACCAUGAACAAUGCUGAUACCUCUAACCAAUCUAUGCACUGAAUAUGGCAUUGUAGAUGGGACUUGUUCCUGUUACUGCAACUAUUUUUUUUUCCAGUGAAGUCUUUUCAUUCAGUGCUGCCUUGACUUGGAGAGUAUGGAUUAU